Dermatophagoides farinae (American house dust mite) is the source of this 1149-nucleotide messenger RNA. It is a transcript of the gene Tasp1, whose product is annotated as Taspase 1. Gene Ontology annotation, biological process: protein maturation. Gene Ontology annotation, cellular component: cytoplasm. Gene Ontology annotation, molecular function: threonine-type endopeptidase activity. NCBI's taxonomy places the organism in Eukaryota, Metazoa, Arthropoda, Arachnida, Sarcoptiformes, Pyroglyphidae. The record is from RefSeq and is a predicted model, not a curated record.
UUCACAACAUAAAACACGCUUCAGCUAUCGAUUGUCAUGUUUUGGGCAAAUAUCGAUACAUCGAAAAUUCAUAUUUGAUUUUUACAUAUCGAAAAAUGGUUUUUGUGGCUGUUCAUACUGGUGCCGGAUUUUAUCAAUCGGGGAAACGUAAAAAAUUUCUAGAAGUCUGUUCACAAGCUUGCGAAACUGCAAUCAAAGGUUGGAAAAAUAAUUCCACUGCAAUUGAUGGCGUUGUUGAAGCGAUAGCGUAUCUUGAAGAUCAAAUGAUAACAAAUGCCGGAUUCGGAUCUAAUCUCAAUUCAGCUGGUUAUGUUGAGUGCGAUGCUUCUUUGAUGGAUGGAAGAGAUCUUCUAUUUGGUUCGGUUGGCGCAGUCCAAUCAAUACAAAAUCCGAUAAAAGUUGCUCGUCUAAUUCUGGAUAAUCAAAGAUUAAAGCCUCCUUUAGGCUUGAUAGCACCAAAUUUUCUUGCUGGGGAAGGAGCAAAAAAAUUCGCCGUUUCUCAUGGUUUAGAAGAUUAUGAACUGAUUUCUGGAAAAUCCCUAAAUAUUUUUAAUAAAUAUAAACGUCAACUUGAAGAAUGCGAAACAGCAUCGAUAGAUGACAAGCAUAAAAAAUAUGAUACAGUUGGUGCUGUUUGCAUCGAUGACAAUGGUUGUCUAGCAUGUGGCGUAUCUAGUGGUGGAUUAAUUCUUAAAAAAGAAGGUCGCAUAGGACAAGCAUCAAUUCUGGGUUCAGGAUGUUGGUCAGAAGGCAAUGUAGCUGUGACUACUAGUGGAAUAGGUGAAUAUCUAAUUAGAACUUCAUUUGCUCGAAAAACGGUGGAAAACUUGAAUGGAAAAAAUGAUGACACACAAAAUAUAGUUGAAAAAUUGGUUCAAGUUUUCAAUGAUAAUUUUUUCGAAUCUCCAUUAAUGAAAAAUGUACCACGCGAAGAUCAUUUGGCUGGAAUCCUAGGAUUAUCAACUGAUACAGAUAACAUUGAAAUGUUUUGGGGGCAUAGUACCAAAUCAAUGUGUAUAGGUUAUAUGGAUUCCACAUUCACAUCUGGAAAAUCAUUCAUAUCUGAUUUAGAUUGUUCAGUUAAGCCAGGUUCUUCAAUUAUUGUACAAUCAAAAUUAUUUCUAAAUAAACAUUAAUUUUUAUCAAAAA